ACUACUUCCAGGUCGUAGCCAUUUUGAGUGCUCGACGGUGAAGAAGAACCAAGUUGGAGAGGUGGGAAACGCUCAAGCGUGUUAUGAUGUUUAGUUUGUGUCCAUUCUCCUGAUGCAGCUGUUACAGUAGAUGAUAUUAGCUACUGUUCUUUGAAGCAUUAUUCCAAACUAUAGCUAGCUAUUUUCUAACUUUCCAACCAAAAUCUUGAAAACAAGCAAGCUGACGCUAGCUAACUGUUAGCUAGCUAACGUUAGCCAGUUGCAUUUCGUCACCGAGCCCGGGGAAUUUGGAAAACACUGACUGAAGAAGCAGACAGGUAAUGCACAAUCGUUUAGAUACAAUUAUAUAACGCGAGAAUGUUUACCUACCAAGAUAUCAAAAAUUAAGUGCAUGCAAUGUAAAUGAAAUUCACUGGUAGCGUGAAGCGCAAACGUUCGCUAGCUAGCGCCACCCAGCAAAUAUCCAUAGCCAGCUGACCUAACUUAGCUAGUUAACAUUCAUGCCCCUAACUGCCGCUAGCUAGCCACAAUUACGCAGAUCUCAAUUAGCUAUCAAGGUUACCCAUUUAGCUUUGUUUAUUUUUUUUUAAUUAUUAGCUGGUUUCUGCACUAUCAAUAAAAAGUAUCUGCAUCGAUAUCAAACUAACGUUACUAGUUUGAUCCGAAGCCAUUUGGGUGAAACCCCUAAUGUAGCUAACUUUACAUAGCUGAGACCGAUUUCUAGCCGUUCUGAUUUGUAAACAGCCGCUGGCUACCUAACUAGCUUGCUAACACAUUCAUCAUGAUACGUACAGUUCGCAUGGACGGUUCACAUUGAGAAUAGCACUAUUCACUUUCAGUAAUGUCAUAUCAUGCUUCUGUCCCACAUAGUCAGGCUCCAGGCGUAGGAACUACAGGGUGAGAGAUGUGGGACCAGGGUGGACAGCCCUGGCCGCAAUGGCCUAUGAACCAGCAACAGUGGAUGCAGUCCUUCCAGCACCAACAAGAUCCAGGUGGGUGACAUCACCUGUAUACAUAGAGCUCUGUCCAAUUGGGAAUUAUCCAAGAUUGGAUUGGUGUAACAUUGCUUUGAUCAUGCAGAAUGACAGCUCAGUCAUUAUUUACAAUUUUACAAAAUGACACCCCAAGCAAUGCUUCUCUUGUUGUCUCUCUGUGUUGUGCAGGCCAAGUGGACUGGGCAGCACUGGCCCAGGCCUGGAUUGCUCAGAAAGAGUCUACAGGCCCUACAGUAGAUCAGCAGAACCUUCAUCCUAAUGGACAGGACAUACCUGGCAUGGAUCCUGUGGUGCCCAAUAACCAUGGCUCCUUCCAGGGCGACUCCAAUUUUGGCAGAAUGUGGCAACCUGGUAAACUCUUAACAUAAUUUUCUGGGGAUGGAGAAUAUAUGAGGCUUAUGUCCGUGAUCUGUUUUCUCACGUUGCAAGAAGACCCACCAUACUUGCUAUACUCAGUCUGUACAUAAUUGUUCUUUAGAUCUCAGGGAAGGUGUGAUGUCACCGAUGUACUCCAAACAACAUGUUCUGGCCAAAUUUCACAUCCACCACAUUACCAUACAGUACCAGUCAAAAGUAUGGACACACCUAUUCAUUCAUGGGUUUUUCUUUAUUUUUACUAUUUUCUACCUUGUAGAAUAAUAGUGAAGACAUCAAAACGAUGAAAUAACAAAUAUGGAAUCAUGUAGUAACCAAAGAAAGUGUUCAAAAAAUCAAAAUAUGUUUUAGAUUCAUCAAAGUAGCCUCCCGUUGCCUUGAUGACAGCUUUGCACACUUUUGGCAUUCUCUCAACCAGCUUCACCUGGAAUGCUUUUCCAACAGUCUUGGAGUUCCCACAUAUGCUGAGCACUUGUUGGCUGCUUUUCCUUCAUUCUGAGGUCCAACUCAUCCCAAACCAUCUCAAUUGGUUAAGAGGUCAGGUGAUCUGAUGCAGCACUCUUUCACUCUCCUUCUUGGUAAAAUAGCCCUUACACAGCCUGGAGGUGUGUUGGGUCAUUGUCCUGUUGAAAAACAAAUGAUAGUCCCACGAAGCCCAAACCAGAUGGGAUGGCGUAUCGCUGCAGAAUGCUGUGGUUGCCAUGCUGGUUAACUGUGCCUUGAAUUCUAAAUAAAUCACAGACAGCGUCACCAGCAAAGCACCAUCACACCUCCUCCUCCAUGCUUCACGGUGGGAACUACACAUGCAAAGACACAGCGUUUGGAACCAAAAAUCUAUAAUUUGGACUAAUUAGACCAAAGGACAGAUUUCCACCGGUCUAAUGUCCAUUGCUCGUGUUUCUUGGCCCAAGCAAGUCUCUUCUUCUAAUUGGAGUCCUUUAGUAGUGGUUUCUUUGCAGCAAGUCUCCUCUGAACAGUUGAUGUUGUGAUGUGUCUGUUACUUGAACUCUGAAGCAUUUAUUUGGGCUGCAAUUUCUGAGGCUGGUAACUAAUGAACUUAUCCUCUGCAGCAGAGGUAACUCUGGGUCUUCCUUUCCUGUGGCGGUCCUCAUGAGAGCCAGUUUCAUCAUAGCACUUGAUGGGUUUUUGCAACUGCACUUGAAGAAACUUUCAAAGUUCUUGAAAUGUUCCGUAUUGACUGACCUUCAUGUCUUAAAGUAAUGAUGGACUGUCAUUUCUCUUUGCUUAUUUGAGCUGUUCUUGCCAUAAUAUGGACUUGGUCUUUUACCAAAUAGGGCUGUCUUCUGUAUACCACCCCUACCAUGUCACAACACAACUGAUUGGCUCAAACGCAUUAAGAAGGAAAGAAAUUCCACAAAUUAACUUUUAACAAGGCACACCUGUUAAUUGAAAUGCAUUCCAGGUGACUACCUCAUGAAGCUGGUUGAGAGAAUGCCAAGAGUGUGCAAAGCUGUCUUCAAGGCAAAGGGUGGCUACUUUGAAGAAUCUAAAAUAUAAAACAUAUUUUGAUUUGUUUAACACUUUUUUGGUUACUACAUGAUUCCAUAUGUGUUAUUUCAUAGUUUUGAUGUCUUCACUAUUCUACAAUGUAGAAAAUAGGAAAUAUUAAGAAAAACCCUUGAAUGAGUAGGUGUGUCCAAACUUUUGACUGGUACUAUAGCUGUGCCCCAAUCAACUUAGUUCCCCUGCAUUCCAGUAGUUAAUGUUAGAAUAGCAUAACUGCAAGUGUACGUUUUGGAUUUUUGAUUGUCUCUUGUAAGACAAGCCUUUUGGUGGGCUUAAAGAGAUCCUAAUAAACAAUAACAAUGCACAUGUGGUGUUUACAGAAUGGGGGAUGCACGGUCAGCCCCCUCCUCCUCCCAUAGACCAGGCGUGGAUCCCCCCAGGAACAGGACCUAUGGGGACUGGACCUAUGGAUGUGGUGGCUCCCUCUGAGGACAGCAACAGCCAGGACAGUCUGGAGUUCUCUGAAGGCCACCAUAGGGUCUACCCCCAGAACAGCCACGGCUUUGGGGGUCAGCCCGACAACUACGCCAUGAACCCAAUGGCCAUGAACCAGUUUGAUUAUCAGGUACACACACACACACCACACACUUAAAGUAGAGUUCCAUGGCUGCUGUUGUGUAGGGCCUCUCUGUCAUUCAACUAGUUUGGAUGGUCCUCAUUUUCUCUCUCUGUAGCACGGGGCGGCUGCCACCUACGGCCCCACUCCCACAGGGUUCCACCCUCCAUACUGGCAGCAGGGUCCCCCACAGAACAGACGGGACAGGCCCCCAGGCUUUAGGGACCGCCAGAGAUCCCCCAUCCAGAUCCCCAAACAAGACGCUCCUGCUGCUGCCGCCCUCGGUGAGCAUCUUCACCAACACCUCGGUACAAAAACUUCCUCAUACUGCUGUCAGAGAGGUAGAGGCUUGCUUCAGCUCUCUCGCCGUUCAUACCCACACCAUCCAAAAUGUUGUAUCUCACCAUGUUUUGUAUCUCAGAGUUGCUCUCUACUUUUCUCAAUUAGCUUUCCCAGGCACGCAGGAAAACAGACACACACACACAGCAUCCAAUGACCUGGCUCUCCUCUCAGAUGCGGUGAAGAGGCGCACCCUGCCGGCCUGGAUCCGAGAGGGCCUGGAGAAGAUGGACAGGGAGAAACAGAAGAAGCUGGAGAAGGAGCGCAUGGAGAAACAGCGUGCCGAAAUGGCUAAAGAUGAAGACAAAGAGAGCGACGCGGUGGACGAGGGAGGCGAUGGGCCUCGUUUACCCCGCAAGAGUAAAUUUGUAAGCAUCGAUCUCUUUUUGUUUCCAUGGCGUCAUGAAUCCCAUUAACCUUAUGAACAAUGAGUUGAAAAAUCCCCAAAACAAUUGCAUUAUAUUCCUGUAAAACUGUGACACUGGUGAGCUUUCAGGAAGUCCUGUUGUCGUGUCUUUGUAUCUGACCUACCACCCCUUUCCCUCCUCUGUAACAGGACAGUGAUGAUGAAGAGGUUGAUGAAGAUGAGAGGGAAGAUGAGGACCGGGUCCUGACCAGGAAGCAGGAGCAGGCCAGCAGGAGCCCGUCCCCUCCCCCGGAGGACCAGAGCGAACCAGAGAUGACGGAGGAGGAGAGAGAGUUCCAGCUGGUCAGUUUUGGCUUACAGCUACCAUUCUGACACAUUGGGGUGGGUGUAGGGCUGGGCGAUAUAUCGAAUUCUUGCGCGAUAUUCUAAAUGCCAAUAUUGCAAGAAUCUAGUUUUGUAUUUUUAUGAGCGUUUGUCGGCUUGUAGGCUACUCAUGUCUUUUUGGUCUCUUCUCUUUUGUCCUCCUCCUGUGUGCACCUUCCCAUUUACACCAGAGAUCUGUAUAUAAUGAUGACAUGCUCAUGUCUCCUCCCUAACAAUGGGAAUCGUCCCGAAGGCAGACGACAAGCUUAUGUCCAAAAUAAGCCCAUAGAAACGCAUUGGGUUAAUAUUGGACAGAUUUUGGCGAGAGCGAAACCUCUCGCUUCGCAUCUUCCUCUCUGUUUACACACACACACCAAGCCCCUUCCCCUGCCACUCACAACAACAAAGAUGAGAGAUCACUUCUUCCUCUCUGACAAGCGGUUUCAACACACAAUUUGCAUGUGAGGUUUGGUCCAACAGAAUCGGUCAUAUGAACACCGAAACACAUUGAUACAUUAUUUUACUGUAAUAAAGUUAACCUUUCUAGCAAUACCCUUUUUAUGUCAACUCCUCAAAUUGCACGCAGAGCAGACACUACUAAAACGGGAGUAUCAAUGAACAUUGAUUCUGGAAAAGUAAUGCUCAGUUUGUCGGGGUGGCAUUGCGGUACCACUAGCAGCAUUUUAGCCAAAUACUGUUAUACUAGCUGUCUAGUCUGUUUUAUACAUUUGCAAUAAGCAUAAAACACUAGUUAUAUAAGGAAUUGGUCAUUUGUUCUCAUUCUGAGAAAAAAGGUAGGCCACUUGAAUUCAACAUCUGAACAAAAUGGACAGGCUAGCAUGCUGUUCAAACAGUUGGAGACGGACAGAAGUGUGUGUUCAUAGCAAUUCAACUGUUCUGCCUUGUUAACUACAACUAUUAAGAUUAGCUAGCUACUCACUAGCACUUGUGCUUGAGAGAUUGUGUACAUUUUCUAUAAUGACUGUUAUAAGAAGUUAGUCAUUAUUAGUGAAUGUGCAUUAUGCAUGGUUCUGGUAAAAUUUGUAACAAAAAGGAAAUUUUAAUAGACAGACUUGAAUGCCAGAUCAGUUAUUAUUGCAAAAAAUCAGGUUAAACUCUUUUGAUAAAGUAUUUAAAUUAUUAGUGGGUUGUGGAAGGCUUACAUUUAGCCUAGGUAUAAUUUCACAAGCCCUGAAUUCAUUAGAUCAAUGUAUUGGACCUUUAAUUGUACAACAAAGCUUAUUUGGAGAAAAAAAAUUUUAUAAACUAGAUGUGUAUAUAUUGUGAAUCGCCUAUAAGUUUGAAAAAAUCAAGAUAUAAUUUUUAGGCCAUAUCGCCCAGCCCUAUGAGGUUGUCUUUUGUUAUAAAUUUUUUUUGUGUUAUGUUAUAGAGCCCUGAUGCUCAAAUAGCAGCCCGGUUCACUAAUUUCAAUAUAUAAGAAAACAUCCUAUCCAAGACUGCAAAAAUUGCCCUCUUGACAAACAAGUGAUUAUCAUUAACUCAUGUCAGAGCCUUUUCUCACAUUUCUCUCCAAAGAUGAUUGUGACUAAAACUCUGCUGACGGAAAUCCUACUGGAGGUCACCAACGAAGAGAUCCAAACAGUGGCCAAAGAGACGCACCGCAAAGCCACCAAAGGUCUGCUUACCCCCGUCUCCUCGAGCCCACGCAUCAUCUGUGCCUGUCACAAAGACAUUUUUAAGCCUGUUUUAUAUAGUCUGAAAACGUCACUCAAUUCAUCUCUGUAAGUCAGGGUAAUUGAGUGGCAAACUUGGAGUAUUUUCAAAAUGUGAUCAUAUGCAUCUUCAACCAUUCUCUGCUAAUGCAACGGAAGGAAAAAGAAAAUGUCCCUGGUAAAAAAGAAAGAGCAGCUGGUGUAUUUAAAAGAAAACAACAGUAACCUAAACUGUUUUCCCUGGUUCCUGCUCCUGAAGGUCCUCCUGAAUGACUGUAUUUCUGAACCCAUUGACUCUAACAAACGCUGACCUAUAGAUCAGAUUCAAGUGACUUGUCCCCGUUUAUCUGACACUAGUGCAUUAGUACAGAGUGGUUCUUCUCCCCCAUUCCAACUGUCUUGACUUUGAAUGUGUGUGACAGACGUUGUUUGUUAACCCCUUCUCUUUUCUCCGUUUUUGUCUCUUUUUUUUCUUUUUUUUUGCCAAAGACCGCUCUUGUGAAUAGUGCAUUAUCUGUGCCCCCUUCUCUAGAGACUUCUCUAUGGUGGCUCUAUGUGUUUUAACAUGUUGUUCCUGUUGUUGAUGUGAAUCAAAGCUCCUGCCAAACAGCUGGCACAGUCAAGUGCACUGACUUCUCUGAUCGGCAUCGGUGAGUUCCUCCUCUUUUCUUCCAGGCGGGGGUGGGGGGGGGGGACGACACAUGGGUGUGGGGAGGGAAGGGGGGGGUUGUUGGGGGAUAAGAAUCAGAGCUCAAACCCCUGUCCCCUCACUGCUUUAGUAGCUCGAGAGUGACUGAGGCAGCCGAGGGGAAGGUCCACCUCACAGCUAGGGUUGAAAAAUUCCCCAAACAUUCCCCAAAAUCUUAUAUAUAUUUUUUUUAUUCUGGUUGGAAGGGAAUAAGCUGUGAGGGAAUCCUCCAACCUGGAAUCUUUCAACCGGGAUUUCUGAAAAAAACUGGGAAUUUGGGGAACGUUUCUGAAAUUUUGCAACCCUUCACAGCACAGUUUGAGUGUCUUGGCCUUAGAUUUACUAAGUAUUUUCUUAUCAGAACACUAAAGAGCAUGCCAUCUUACAGUAAGUGGAGUGUCAGUGGGUUUCUAGUGUGUAGUUCAGUUGGAAACAUAGACAGUAGGCUGCGUCUUUGACGGGAAGCUUGGUUGGUUGUAUGGGUAGUUACUGCGAUCUUGCUGAAAAAGCUGGGGGCUCUGUUGUGGCAGGUGGACUUGGCGACUAUGGCUCGGACUUGAGUGAGGACGAGGAGGAGAACAGCGCCCGGGCGUCCGAGUCCUCUGACACGGACGAGGAGGAGCUGCACCACCGCAUCCGGGAGAAGAUGGACGCCUUCCGACGCAAGGAGAAGGAGCUGCAGGAGAGACAAGCGCAGGAGGCGCAGCACGCACGUGGUGAGGGAACUAAAUGCAAUAUCAAUAUCAAUAAGCAGUGGUGACGUUGUCUUUGAGAGUAACAUAAAUGUUUUGUUUUUUGUGUCUCCCAGAAGAGAUGGUGCUGGACAGAGUGAGCAGAGAGAAGGGGGGAUUAUGACGAGGGCCAGUUAGAGAGCCUCCAUAAACAGGAAGUGAGAGAGAGGGAGGCGGAACCCACAGCAGAGAGACGCAGGUCCCGCAGUGAGCCUGAGGUUAGCAGCGAGGUCAGGCAGGCGGGCCGGGGUAAGGAGCGCAGCGGAGGGCGGGGCACCAGCGGUUCCCCCAGCAACGGACGCAGCAGCCAGCUCCAGCUCCAGCAGCGCCAGCAGCCGAUCGUCUUCCUUCUCCUCGUCAUCCUCUGCCUCCUCACGCUCCUCUUCGCGCUCCUCCUCGCCCCGGAGGAAGAGGAGGCGCAGCCGCUCCUCCUCGCACAGGGCCCGUGGUGGCGGCCGGCGCAGCCACAGUCGCAGCUCCCACAGACGCCACAGGGAGCGCAGCGACGACAAGGCCCGGGAGAGGAGGAAGGGCAGCCGGAACCACAGCACAGAGCGCUCGGCCCGCCACCGGAACCGCAGCCACUCUCGAGAGCGAAGGGUCAGCAGGGGAGGCAAGAGCAGGUCCAAGGAGAGGAACAGAGACAGGAAGAUGAGCAGGGAGCGCAGGGAUAGUCACAGCCGCAGCAGCAAGCACAAGCAGAAAGCCUCCAGCAAGGAUAGGGACAGGAAGAAAGACCGGAGUGGCAGCCACGACAAGAAGGAGAAAGAGAAGAAGGAGAAGGAGAAAGAGUUAGAUAGGAAGAAGAGAAGCAGAAAGCCAAAGAGAAAGAGCGGGAAAAGGAGAAAGGGAAGGAAAAGGAGAGGGGGAAGGAGAAAGCGAGGGAUAGGGAGGUGAGCGCUGUGGUGGCGGAGGAGAGUAACGGCAAAUCCAAGAAAAGAAAAGAGAGCAGCGAUCACACAGACCCUCAGGGUGACAAGCACUCCCGUCAGGAUAGCAGGGCAAGCAAGAAGGGCUCCGCCAAAUCUAGCAAGAGGUACUCUGACUCAGAGUCGAGCAGGUCCCCCACCCCCGAGGUUAGCAAGGAAAAGAAGUCUAAGAAAUCCAAACGUAGUCGCUCAAGAUCAACGGAAAAAUCUCACAAGUCUGGUAAGAAGGCAAGCCGCAAAAACAAGUCUAAGUCACGAUCAAGGUAG
Coregonus sp. 'balchen' is the source of this 8810-nucleotide messenger RNA. Lineage: Eukaryota; Metazoa; Chordata; Actinopteri; Salmoniformes; Salmonidae. The record is from the annotation of a GenBank genome assembly.